Molecule: messenger RNA, 1902 nt
Organism: Alternaria incomplexa
Lineage: Eukaryota; Fungi; Ascomycota; Dothideomycetes; Pleosporales; Pleosporaceae
Exons: 3
Coding region: 1-1902 (633 amino acids)
Molecular function (GO): protein binding
Source: RefSeq, a predicted model, not a curated record
AUGACUGGGAUUCUAGUGCUGGCUGAGGAUGCAUGCGGGGACGCCACUCUGUUGCAACUAUACCAGCAGGAAGAUGAGACGAUCCGCCCAGCAACUGAUAUCGUCGGCGAAGGUUCGAUUUUCAUCAUCAAGGAGCCGUUCUUCAAGCUCACGGCGUCUGGUGAUUACAGUGUGCGAGUCGAUCAUCUUUCCGAUAUCGCAUAUCUCACCAGUGAGGAUACUAGAGUACCCUCGUCAUGGCGGCCGAGAUUGCGGGAGUUGGAAGGAUCAGCGGAUUCUUUGAAGCUUGAGGGGAACAUACUCCUAGGGAAAGGGAAGUUCUGGGAAGCUAUCGAUAAAUAUACGACCGCUCUGACACAAUCGACCUCACUUCACGAGAAGAAAGUCAUCAAGCGAAACAGGUCACUAGCAUUCCUCAAAACCAAGCAAUACGACGCCGCGUUCACCGACACUGGCUUCCAGACCUUCAGUGAAGAACCUUCGGAGAAAGCACUCUUUCGCGCAGCGGAGGCACUAUACCACCUCGCUCGCUAUGACGAGUGCCGCCAAGUUCUCGAACAGCUCUGCAACAUCUUCCCAGCCAACAAAGAAGCAGCGGCUACGCUUACUCGUGCCCAACGUCGAUGCACUGAGUCUAGCACCGGCGAAUUCGAUUUCAAGCUUCUCCAAGCCGAAGCAAAGAAGUAUCAACCUCCCCAUCUUGAUCAUGCUACAUACGUGGGCCCGUUGCAAGUUCGCAAAGUCAAAGGUAAAGGUCGCGGCUUGUUUGUAACCAAGUCUGUUCAGGUAGGAGAUUUGCUACUGUGUGAGAAGGCUUUCAGCCAUGCUCAUGUCGAUGAAGAGGGGGGGAGCAACGCAGGCAUGAAACUCUUGAUGAACGUGGAGACUAUGAAAGGCUUCAUGGGCGGCCAGGCUGACCUCCUCCGGAUGAUCACACAAAAGCUGUUCAAGAAUGCCUCGACGGCCUCUGCUUUCACCGACCUGCAUCACGGCGACUACGAAGCAGUUGAUGCGAAAUUCGUUGAUGGACAGCCGAUAGUAGAUACACUGACGCAAUCCUCUUCAAGCUUCCUCGUCGAACGAACAAUGUCUCUCAACGUCUUUGGCUGCCCUGUCACGUCGCUCAAGAGCCACAAAGACCUCAAAGCCAACAAGGCUUCGGAGGAAAAGGAAUUUCAUUCCUGCGGUAUCUGGAUCAAGGCCUCAUACAUCAAUCACAGCUGCCUCGGUAACGUCCGCCGAUCGUUCAUCGGAGAUAUGAUGAUCGUGCGCGCAGCGGAAUAUCUAGAGGCCGGCACAGAACUGUCGUUCCCAUACGAGGCUCCCGAUGGAGUCUACACUUCGAAGCCUGGCCAGAAAUUUGAGAGCUGGGGGUUUGUCUGCAACUGUGCGUUGUGCGAAGACAUCAAGGCCACGAAAUCGGCCGUAGUGACGCAGCGGCGAAGCUUGUUGGACCAGAUGAAUCGACUAUGCAAAUCAUCGUCGACAGGAAACGCCCUAACGAAGAAAUUCGAACGCUCGCUUAAGGCAUCGAACGAGACGUACGUCCGACCCGCCGAAGACGUUCCGCGACUCCUACUGUGGGACCCGCAGCUGCUGCUGACCCGAAUCUACAUGCAACAGCCUGAUCUUGCCAAGGGGUUGGAAUCGAUGGGUAAGAUCCUCCAGAGCCUAGGCUUUACCUUUACUGGGCUCGAUCGCACGCCUUCAGCUUUCGUAGUCACGAGGUGGGGUCAUAUAGUGGACCAUCUAGUGGAGGCCUUUCUACAUGCACGAUCGGCAUUUGAGCAGUCGAAGUUGGGGGACAAGGCGAAACAGGCGGACCAAUAUGCACGGGUGGUGUACCGGGUGGUAGUUGGUGAAGAUACGUCGUUUGAUAAGACGUAUCCCAGGUCUUCGUAG